Molecule: messenger RNA, 1279 nt
Organism: Syngnathus acus (greater pipefish)
Lineage: Eukaryota; Metazoa; Chordata; Actinopteri; Syngnathiformes; Syngnathidae
Gene: anxa2a
Product: annexin A2a
Exons: 13
Coding region: 142-1155 (337 amino acids)
Cellular component (GO): cytoplasm
Molecular function (GO): calcium-dependent phospholipid binding; calcium ion binding; cytoskeletal protein binding
Source: RefSeq, a predicted model, not a curated record
GGUGGAAAGGGGAGGAGGAGGUGAAAGGGGAAGUCCUCUCCGUGUCAGCCGCACUGGCAUUCCAGCUCCACACACAAAAAUCCAACACAUCAGCGGGACUCCUUCGUAUUGUGCCAACUUCUACAAGUUAGGGCAGUCAAAAUGGCAAUGGUGGCUGAAUUCCUGGGGCAACUGUCCCUUGAGGCUGAGUCCCAUGAACCAAAAUACCCCACUGUGACACCUGCGUUGGAUUUUGACCCUGAAAAAGAUGCUGCGAGGAUAGAGACAGCUAUCAAAACUAAAGGUGUGGACGAACAGACAAUCAUUGACGUCCUAACAAAGCGGACGUACUCUCAGAGGAGGGAAAUUGCAUUUGCUUAUGAAAAGAGAGCAAAGAAGGACAUGAUCUCAGCUCUGAAGGGGGCGCUGUCGGGCUCCGUGGAAUCAGUCAUACUUGGUCUGAUGAAGAGCACGUCCCAGUAUGAUGCCUCAGAGAUCAGAGGAUCCAUUAAGGGCCUCGGCACUGAUGAGGAAACACUCAUCGAGAUUCUGUGUUCCCGCAGCAACGCCGAGCUGCAGGAAAUCAAGGAAGUCUACAAGGAGUUAUUCAAGAAGGACCUGGAUAAAGACGUAGCAGGUGACACUUCUGGAAACUUUGCAAAGCUGCUGCUGGCUCUGGUUCAGACCAAGAGAGACGAGCCGUCCUCUGUGGUGGACUACGAGAAGAUUGACGACGAUGCCAGAAAACUGUAUGACGCCGGCGUGAAGGUCAGAGGAACGGAUGUGGCCACCUGGAUCUCCAUCAUGACGGAGAGGAGCGUCCCGCACCUGCAAAAAGUGUUUCAGAGGUACAAGAGUUACAGCCCCUACGAUAUGCAGGAAAGCAUCAUGAAGGAAGUCAAAGGAGACCUCCAGAGGUCCUUCCUGGUUCUAGUGCAAAGCUUUGAAAAUAAGCAGCUGUUUUUUGCCAACAAAUUGCACGACGCUAUGAAGAAUAAAGGAGCCAAGGAAAAGGUGGUGAGCAGGAUCAUUGUGUCACGCUGUGAAGUGGACCUGAAGAAGAUCUGCUCGGAAUACAAAGCCCACCACGGCCAGUCUCUUCAAAAGACCCUCAUGGAACACACCAAGGGAGACUACCAGAGGGUUCUGCUGGGUCUUUGUGGAGCAGAGGACUAAAUUCUUUCACUUGAUAAAUCAAGAUAACUGGACCUAAAGCAGCAAUAUUUUUUUGCAAUGUGAGGAAUGUUGAUAAGUAUUAUUGAAGCAAAAUAGCAAUAAAGCACCACUGCAUAAUAAAAGU